AUGCAUCCUGUAGGACCUCUAGCACUAGUCUUUGUUGGCUCAAUCAUCUGUUUCGCGGUAGCGGCGGAUACUUUCAACACCAGUAAUUCGAAUGUUGCCUGGGCGAUUGCAUGUGGGGUUAUCAGCACGAUGGUAACCGGGGUGAUUCUCUUCCUACACUUUAUGAAGAAAGACAUCAUGAUGAGUCUUGGGAUAUAUGGUGCCAUUUUCUUGGUGUUGUGGUGGGCUGCCGGUGUUGCCUUUACAACUGGCGCUGGAGGCCCUUACACUGGCCUGGGUAAUGGGUACUUCGGAGUCUGGAUUGCAUUCGGCGCAUCUAUCUACUACUUCUUCCUGAUCACUGCAUAUAAGAUCAAGAAGGUCAGCUCGUUUUUCAGCGGUCUUGCGGUAUGCUGUGCUGCAUCCCUGAUUGAAUUCUCCGUCGCAUCAGACGUCUGCGUCCGUAGUAAUAAUUGCGCAAACAGGUUAGGUUGGGCCGUAGCUGUUGGGGUGAUUUCAUUCGUUGUUUGUGCAAUUGGCCUGUACCUACACCAUGCCAUGUCAUCACAAAUGGAGGAGAGAUUUGGCAUGAUUUUGGGCGGCUUUUUGACUGUCUGGUGGGCUUUUGGAGCUGGCUUCAACACCUCUGUUGGCGGACCCUUCCCUGGCGCCGGCAAUGGAUAUUUUGCAACAUGGACUGCAUUCAUGGCAGCUAUGUACUACUUUAUUAUGAUGACUCCUUUCGUACGCACAGCCAUAGAGAAGGCCGUCGAGGAGGAAUUUGCUCAGAAGGAAUGGAAUAACAAAAGUCAACCCGAAGUGCAGGUCACCGGUACAAGCGUACCAAAGGAUAUUGAGAUCGGCACGCUAUCAGGGCAAGAGCAAGACAUGCACACAAGCCAUAACAGUUCAAGAAACAGUUCACACAUGAGCUCACACGCCAGCUCACAGCACGGUUCAGCCGUCAGUGGCACUGCGAACGGCGAACAAUAGUGAACAUUUACAGAGGAACUGCUCUAUUUAUGUUCGCAAUACGGGACGCUACAGUCUGUGAGUUUAGCCUCUGAACAACUAUGUAAGAUAAGAAAUAAAUCUGCACAUACAAUCAAAUGAGCGAGUACAAUCAAUUUCCGAUAGGUG
Molecule: messenger RNA, 1119 nt
Organism: Sphaeroforma arctica JP610
Lineage: Eukaryota; Ichthyosporea; Ichthyophonida
Exons: 3
Coding region: 1-972 (323 amino acids)
Source: RefSeq, a predicted model, not a curated record